This is a messenger RNA of Neospora caninum, 918 nucleotides long. RefSeq names its product putative cyclophilin. The record is from RefSeq and is a predicted model, not a curated record. Gene Ontology annotation, molecular function: peptidyl-prolyl cis-trans isomerase activity. Gene Ontology annotation, biological process: protein peptidyl-prolyl isomerization. Lineage: Eukaryota; Apicomplexa; Conoidasida; Eucoccidiorida; Sarcocystidae. The transcript is spliced from 5 exons. Bases 1 to 918 code for a protein of 305 amino acids.
AUGAAUUUUCUCUCUCGUCUCCGCCUUUUCGCUUCUUCCUUUCGCUCUUCUUCCUCUUCUUCCUCUUCCUCUUCUGCCCCCAGAGAAGGCCUGCUUUGGCAAUGGUUGGACCGGCCGCGAAGCUGGUUCCGUUCUGCUCCGCCUGGGGCCAAAGGCGCCGUCCUCUUUGCUCUCACAGCGCCGCCCGUCUACUUCGCCUUCCAACUCCGCCGCGACCGCUCCGUUUCUGCAGUCCACAAACAGGCCAUUCGCGACCGGGUCUUCCUCGACUUUGCCCUCGGCGGCCGCUACAUCGGCCGCGUCCUGAUCGGCUUAUAUUCGGACAGAGUGCCGCUCUCCGUCGAGAACUUCAUUCAGCUCUGCGAAGGCUACCGAGUUCAAGACAAAAUCAUUGGGUACCGAAACACGCCGGUUCACUUGGUGAAGCGCGGCAUCAACCUGACAGCCGGGGAUGUUGUGCAUGGAACAGGCGCCGGAAAACUUUCCAUCUACGGACCUGCAUUUCCUGACGAGAAUUUUGACAUGCAGUUUAUUCAGGACGGCGACGUCGCGCUGAUGAACACGGGCCCUAGUACGAACAACUCGCAGUUCAUCAUCACGUUCAACGCCCUCAAACCCCUCAACCGCAACUACGUGGUCAUUGGGACCGUCCUCAAAGGCAUGCGUGUGAUAAAGAAGAUCGAGGAAGAAGCAGGCAGCAAGACUGGCGCGCCCAUGCAACCUGUCAGAAUCAUCAACUGCGGGCUCUACCGCGGGCUUCAGGAUGGCCCACCGUUCUUUGCGAACCCAGACCUCCUCGAUCGCUACGAGGAAACCCGCAUCUCCGAGGCGGACUUCCUUGCACUCAAACCUGAGGAGCAGGAAAAGCUGGUCGAGGCGUCGAAAGCGGCUGUUGGCCCCAAAAAGGUCGCCAAGUAG